Messenger RNA from Larimichthys crocea (large yellow croaker), 5290 nucleotides. RefSeq names its product high mobility group protein HMGI-C. Lineage: Eukaryota; Metazoa; Chordata; Actinopteri; Sciaenidae. The record is from RefSeq and is a predicted model, not a curated record. Gene Ontology annotation, biological process: regulation of DNA-templated transcription. Gene Ontology annotation, molecular function: DNA binding; transcription coregulator activity. Gene Ontology annotation, cellular component: nucleus; chromatin. The transcript has 6 exons. The coding region runs from base 694 to 1056 and encodes 120 amino acids.
GACAGUCUGAUCUCACCAUCAUUUCUACUGAAGCAAAAUGAAAUACUUCUAUUUCUUCUUUUUCUUCUUCUUUUUCUGUGGGGAACUUCCCAGCCCCCCCAGACCCCACUUUGGGAACCCCGGAACCAGACUCUGCCCUCCUGUCUGAUGCCCGUCUCUCCCUCUCCUCUCCCUCUCUCUCUCAAGUGGGUGGUCCGGUGAGAUUUUCGGGGCGGGGUCCUCUUUCAACCCUCCUACCCUCGUUCUUUCUUGAAACAUGCUUUAAUAGAGAAAGUAUGUAAUGCAUACUGCUUCAGCUACAACCCCCCAAUUAUACUGCAACUGGGGUAUUCGUGACUGGACGUCUGGAGGGAUCACACACAUUUCCGAUUAGAGGAGGAGGAGGGAGAGAGAGAGAGAGAGAGAGAGCGAGACAGAGAGAGGGGGAGAGAGAGAGUGAGAGAGAGAGAGAGAGAGGGGGGAGGGAGGGAGAGAGAGAGUUUACUCUUUCAUUCCAACCAAUGAGACGGUCGAUACACUAACAUUUUCAUAGUUGUGCAGGAGCACAAAGUGAGCUGACUGUGUGAACUUCCAGGUAAAACUGCAAACCGACUCAAGCUCCUGAUACUCAGGUCUUCUCCUCUUUAAGCCCUCGAGGCCGCUCCUUCAGGCUUUGAUGCCCACACUCUUAGACGCAGGUGGACAGACACAGGCAUGAGUAACAGUGGGACCAAAGAGCCGUCUCCCCAGCCGAGCACCGCCCAGUCUCCUCCUGAGCCUCAGCGCAGGGGCAGGGGUCGGCCACGGAAACAGCAGCAGGAGCCUGUUGGACCACCAACUCCAAAGCGGCCAAGAGGACGACCGAAAGGCAGCAAGAACAAAGGCCCGAAAACUGCACUGAAGAAAGUAGAGCCUGUUGGGGAGCGACGACCACGUGGAAGACCGAGGAAAUGGCCCCAGAAAGUAGUUCAAGAAGUAACCCAACAGCAGCAGGCCCCUUCAGAAGAGGCUGAGGAGGGUCCCUCGCAGCUUGAGCCCUCUACAUCUCAGGUUCCAGAGCAGGAGGAAGGGGAGUAGAUAGGCUACCUCUCUACCUACCUCAAGGUUUGGCCUCAGACAAACAGGGGUUGAGCCUGACUCCUAUCUGUGAUGGGGAUUCAGGAACACACACACACUCACACACAAAAUCAUUGCAGACAGUGGUUUCUUCUCGCGAUCUGAUACUGUACCCUGGUUUUGUUGGUUCACUAUAAGAGUUUGGUGAACAAGCUCUGUUUUAGCAUCAAUGAAUUUAAUCUUCGGAUAUGGCUUUUUUUUUUUUUUUUUUGGGAAACACACUUACAUUUUCUGUCAAGAGUAAGAUGAGACGAUUGAUACCACUCUAAUGUCUGUAUAAUACAUAUUACAUUACUGCCAGCAGAUAAUUAGCUUAGCUUAGCACAAAGACUGAAAACAGGGGGAAACUGCUAGCCUGGCUCUGUCUAAAAAUGACAAAAACUGCCUACCCGUCCCUCUAAAGCUCCCUUACUAACAUUUGUUUAUGUUGUACACAAACCAAAGUGUAAAAAAUACUUCUUUUUUUUUUACAGUGGUCAUGUGUCUUUGAGUUUUAGAGGUGCUGGUAGGCUUACUGUCUCCAGUGUUCAUGCUAAGUUAACCUUUGUGUGUUGUAUAAGUCUUCUCAUCUAAUUCCAAGCAAGAAAGCCAAAAAGCGUAUUUCCCAAAAUGUCCAACUUUUUAACCUUAAAGGAUUCCUGCUUUCCUGAACCUCUCAGUGUGUGUGUGCAUGUGUGUAAGAGAGUGUUGCGUGCGUGUGUGUGCGUGCGUGCGUGUGUGUGUGUGUGCAGUGCUUGUGUGGAGAGGGGGGUCAGGGUUGUGGGCUAAAAUGAGAGGGGGGUUUCAAGAAAAAAAAGGAACCAAACUAAACCGUUUUUACUGAAACAUGUUUCUAAUUCAAGUGUCAUGAAUCCUCGUAUGAAAUGGGAGCAAGAAGGUGACAUUUUUUAAAAAACAAUGUUACAUAUUACAAACAUGGUGCUCUGAAGUCAUUAUAAUGAAAGUAGACGUGAAGGGUUUUAUUCCAAAAUGAAAUAUCCAAAUCGGGAGGGGAGAAAUGUGUGCUCAGAAUAAAGAAUGCAUAGGAUUACGUAGCUCAGAUGUCAAUGUAAGUACGAGAACAUUAUUCAGGUUAAUACAAACCUCAGUGAAUAUCUUCUUUUCCUUCAAACCAGCAGCUGUUUUAAGAAAAAAAAAAGUUAAAUGGAUGUCUCAUUUUGGAUAAAAAUCCUUCAUUUAUACUUUAGUCAACGACAGUGUUGACAUGUCAUUUUACCACACUCAGGAUUUUACUGUUACAGUGCUUUUACACCAUAAUGAAACCUCAGGUACAAAUCUAUUCAGGAACAUGUUGUCAGUCUACUCAGUAAUAAUUAUUGUGCUGUGUUUGUUGUGCAUUUCUGAUCUGUAUUUGACAUUACCAGUAUGCCUUGACACAAAGACCUCAUUUAAACCUCAGUUGCCCUCAGUUUCUUAAUCUCUCAUUCUACCUCAGUAACACAAAAGACAGACAUACUUCAACAAAGUUUUUCUCCACUCCCGCAGCUGCAGCGACAUAUAUACUUACUGUACACACACACACGCGAACACACACACACACACGGACACACACACACGCGCACACAGACACACACAGGUUCACGUGCAGAUAUACAACGCAGACAGGCAAAGGGUUUUUAGGCCUUACCGACACACAGAAACAAACAGUAUACAAAAUCAAAACAUCAGUGUCAUUUCUUUAAAAAACUGUAUUUGUUAAAAGCUGAUGUGAGACUUGGGAAAUUAAAUGCAGCCAAUAGUUUACAAUAACUUGAUGAAAUACUUGCUUUUUAGGGUGUAGUUCCUCAUGAAAUACUUUUUUUUUUUUUUUUUGGGUCGCUUACUCUUUUCUCAUUUUUACUACAUCAUGUAUUUUCUAAAUCUUACACUGUAAAUUGUAUGUGUGACACUCUUAAUUCAUGUCAUUUGACAGGAAGGGCAGCAAAUAUAUACUGCACAGUGCUGAAAUACAUGACAGAAAUGGAAAACAACAACAAUCACCACUAGGGCUGGGUAUAGUUUUAAAAGAAAUAUGAAGCCAAUACCGAUAGAGUACGUCAUUCAAUACCUCUUGUCGAAGAAGUCAUUGGCCUCGUGAACACGGUGCAGCUGUCCACCCCGAAGUUUUCUCCAUGCCCGAUGAGGUGUUUUAUCAUGUUACUCAUAUUCCCAAUUUUUUCUGAAAUAAUCCUUCCAUAUUUAAUGCAUUUAUUUUUGUCAGACACCACAGGCAUGCAGUAUAGACAUACCUUUGGACAUUUGGUGGCAUCUUGACACUCUGAACUGUCAACUCUGUCAAAUAUACCACGCUUUAUUUCAGCACCACAGUAGCUGGGUUAGUAGGCCAAUCACACACCACAUUAAAUCAAAGUUUGCAGUGAUUGGCUGUGAGCAAAACCAUUCAAAUAGUAUUUUUUUCUAGAGCUGGGUACAAAAAAGAUCAAAUGCAGAUAUUUGACUGGAGAAGUUAUCUCAAUCAAUACCAAGUACAGAUACCCAGCCCUAAUCACCAUAGUUGCCUUACAUGAAAGUUGCUGGAUAAAUUUUGGGUAAUUAAUUAAAUCUAAACUGCAUCAUUACCAGUUUUUGAGAGAAAAGAUUACCCAAUUUGUUUUUGACCUUCCUAUUUGGCUAUUAAAAGCGAGAGUGUAACUUUUGGUGAUCACUGACCACUGUGGCCUCACAAUGUAACAAUAAUACAUGCAAAAAUAAGUGUAACAGAAGCACAAGUAGAAAUUAGUUAAGUCAGCAAAUGAACUACAUUGUUUAUGACAUCUAUCUGAAGUUAGCUGUUAUACGUAACUGUUCAGUCCUGAUCAAGUGAAGCUGUAGCAGGAAAACUUUUGAUUGUAUUGAGUUGAGUCAUUUAUCGCUUAUUAUAAUUCAACUUUUCAUUUGUGGCUCGUGUUGCAAAAGUUUUGGACUCAUUUCACCCAAAUUACAAAAAUAACCUACAUUAUUCUCUCACCUACCUCUAGUGGUAUCCAGCCAUGCAAAUAGUUUUGGUUUUAUUUGGCCAGGUUUAAAGAUAUCUGUUCCUUCUUCUGGCACAUCGGUACAAUAGGAAUGAUUGGAAUUUUGUUUGUGGUCGCACUAUUGUGCUUAUAGUGUUGAAAAGAGAAACAAAACUAUCUGCAUUAUAAAAUACCAAUAGAGUUUAAGUGUAAAAAUUCUUUUUAGAUUUUAAAUUGUAGGGUUAACUCAUUAAAAUAGUAGUACAUUUUAUCUUUAAUGAACGAGUAAUAAGUCAGCAUAACCUACUAAUAUCUAUAGAAUAAUAUUGGUAUUCUGGUGGACUUCGGAUCUCUUUGUCCUUUUGUCUAUCUGUCAAAGGUAAAGAGGUUUCAGGUCUCCAGUUUGGUUUUACAAAAAUGUUUUUGAGACCUUGUGGCCAGGAUUUCUGCACUUAAACUGACAGCCUGUUGCAAAUACUUCCUGAGAUUCUGCCCCUGUGUCAUCAUGUGUGGUAGACAUUUAUCGAACAUGAACUACAUGUCACUUACUAGUUGUUUAUUACAUGACUUGAAUAUCACCCAUCAUUUACUGUAUAUAUCAAGUGUUUCUUCCACUUAAAACUUGCUUAUUUUAUCACUGAUGAUAUGUUGUAUCCCAGUAAUUUUAUGUAUUUCAGCAUUGUUGACUAAGUUGCUGCCAGAGGUGCUUAAUUCAUUUACAGACAGUUAUGUUAUGUUUUCUUGUUCAACUGCAUUGACUUUACGUUUUUUGCCCUCUGGACUACCUCUGAAAACUAACAAGCCUGGGACAUCUCUGAGGAAGUUUUUGGUUACUCGUACAUAACCUUUUUCCAUCAGACCUGCAGGCGAUGUGGAUGAUGAAAUCUUGAAAUAACUGUCAAACUAGUACUGUUGUAGUCCACUCAUCUCAUCUCACACUCUCAUUCAUGUCACCAUAAUGAAUGGAAGUCAGCCUGAAGGGUUCCUGUUAAUUUAACUACAGCUGAGUCAAUGUUUGUUAUUUUACACGAGCUGUGUCUGGAUAUUUACUCUCUAUAUGGGGACAAUGUUGUUCUGUGAUCUUACUGAUAGUUAUAUAGUUACAUACAGUACUUGAUCCAUUUUCAGCUAUUGAAAAGUUGAAGUGUAACUUGAGAAAUCAUCUUUUAUGCCUUACUUUUAACACCAUUUUGUAGUUAUGUUAUUGAUGUGUCCUCAUCCACUUCAUUAAUACAACUCACAAACCUGUGAUAUAUAUUUUG